AUGCACCUGAAGACGAAUGUGACUGAAUUUAUUCUGCUCGGCUUGUCUCAGGAUCCUAUUAAAAAGAGAAUAGUAUUUGUCUCUUUCUUGAUUUUCUAUUUGGGAACCUUGCUAGGAAACUUUCUGAUUGUUGCUACCAUCAAAACCAGCAGAGCACUUGGGAGUCCCAUGUACUUCUUUCUCUUCUACUUAUCCUUGUCUGACACCUGCUUCUCUACUUGCAUAGCCCCCAGAAUGAUCGUGGAUGCACUUUUGAAGAAUGCCACUAUCUCUUUCAAUGAGUGUAUCCUACAAAUCUUUUCACUGCAUUUCUUUGGCUGCCUGGAAAUCUUCAUCCUGAUCAUCAUGGCUCUUGACCGCUAUGUGGCCAUCUGUAAACCCCUGCAUUACAUGACCAUCAUGAAUCGCAGAGUUUGUAAAGCACUGGUGGCUGUGGCCUGGGUGGGGUCCUGUGUGCAUUCUUUAACUCAGAUUUUUCUGACCUUGAGUUUGCCUUUCUGUGGUCCUAAUGUGAUUGAUCACUAUGUAUGUGACUUGCAGCCUUUGCUGAAUCUUGCCUGUGCAGACACCUACAGGAUCAAUCUACUCUUGGUAUCUAAUAGUGGAGCCAUCUGUACUGUGAGUUUUGUCAUGCUGAUGUUCUCCUAUGUUGUCAUCUUGCAUCAUCUCAAAAAUCACAGUAAAGAGGACAGGAAAAAAGCCCUCUCUACCUGCAUCUCCCACAUCACUGCAGUCAUUUUGUUCUUUGGUCCAUGCAUAUUUAUAUACACACGUCCUGCAACUACUUUCUCUAUGGAUAAAAUGAUAUCUGUCUUCUAUACUAUAGGAACACCUUUGAUCAAUCCUUUGAUUUAUACACUUAGAAAUGCCGAAGUGAAAAAUGCCAUGAGAAAGUUAUGGAGCAAUAAAUUAUUUUCAGGAGGCGAAAUAUAA
Molecule: messenger RNA, 933 nt
Organism: Suncus etruscus (white-toothed pygmy shrew)
Lineage: Eukaryota; Metazoa; Chordata; Mammalia; Eulipotyphla; Soricidae
Product: olfactory receptor 4C16-like
Exons: 1
Coding region: 1-933 (310 amino acids)
Biological process (GO): G protein-coupled receptor signaling pathway
Cellular component (GO): membrane
Molecular function (GO): olfactory receptor activity; G protein-coupled receptor activity
Source: RefSeq, a predicted model, not a curated record